AUGGUCAAGAAAAUAACAAAAUUUAAUACCAUUGCUCACUUUAAAGGAAAUUACACUGAUAAAAAUAAAGAAGAGGCGAAAGAAAGGAGACGUUUAUCAUUGGAAGAAGAAAGUGAUGAUUUUUUAUUCUUUAUGAAAUUUACUAGUCAAAAAAGGAAACAACUUAACCAAGUGAGGUUAAGAGUAGAACCAGAUUCUGUUGAGUGUUUAAACUUGAUUUCUUAUCCUAUUUUUAACCAAAAAGUCAAAAUUUCUCUCGCUGAUUUAGAAACCACCAAUUACCAAUAUUUUUAUACUUGUUCUUUACAUUCUAAUGGUUGUCUAAAACCUGAAAAAUUUGCUGAGAUUCGCCAAGUGUUUAAAGGGAUCUGA
Funneliformis geosporum is the source of this 372-nucleotide messenger RNA. NCBI's taxonomy places the organism in Eukaryota, Fungi, Glomeromycota, Glomeromycetes, Glomerales, Glomeraceae. The record is from the annotation of a GenBank genome assembly.